Messenger RNA from Symbiodinium sp. CCMP2592, 717 nucleotides. The record is from the annotation of a GenBank genome assembly. NCBI's taxonomy places the organism in Eukaryota, Dinophyceae, Suessiales, Symbiodiniaceae.
AUGCGCGUGUCAAGCCAGCUUAGUAGCAAGCGCAAGCUGAGUGCAGAAUCCGUGCGCAUUUUGGAUGUCUUUGAGCACUGGUUGCUCCACAUGUCACCCUUCGUCAGCAUGCGUCCUGCAUCUGUUCCACUCAUUGAAGCUCGCGCAGACGCCAGCGCCCAAGGUCAGCAGGCAUGUAUCGGUGGUUAUGUUUACCACCCGCAGUUAGGUCAAAGGUGGUUUCGUGAGCAAUACAGUUAUGAGGAGUUCAGGCAGCUUGGGAUCCCAGUCCAAUCUGACAUGCAGCUCGAUAUUGCGUGUUAUGAAACCUUGGCACAGUCAGGGUUGAUUGUCGCAGCAUCGGAGUUGCUUCCGAGUUCCCGGGUCACCAUCAGGCUCCACACACAGUCUGACAACACAGGAGCAGAAGCUGGUAUAAAUUCAGCGUUGACCACCGCCAAGCCAUUGUGUUAUUUUCUCGAGCGCAUUGCACUGUUGGCUGCUAUGCAUAGGGCAGUUCCGGAUGUGAGUCACACAGCGGGGGAGCGCAACGUGAAAGCUGAUGCACUUUCUCGUCCUGACGAGUAUGAUGUUCCUUCCGAUUGUGUUGCCAAUGACAGGCUUCGGCUGCCGCUGAAAUCUCUGUGGCUCCCGAGGCCGACGCCUCACAUCUGCCCCGAAGGGGCUUCACUUUGCUGGGCAGUGCGGGAAUCCGGAAUGCCGAGCAACCCCACGUAG